Cuscuta campestris is the source of this 791-nucleotide messenger RNA. Lineage: Eukaryota; Viridiplantae; Streptophyta; Magnoliopsida; Solanales; Convolvulaceae. The record is from the annotation of a GenBank genome assembly.
AAAUUGAAAUUAAGAAGAGGAUGAAACAAACAGCCGCUUGGGUACUUUUGUUCCGUCUACCUUCUGGGUCAACUGCAUUCCCGUCUCAAAUUUUCCCUCGAUAAGUUUUUCCAAUUUCUAGUCUUUGCUUCCAGAAAGAUCAGCAGCAUCCAUCAUCGAAGACCUUUAGAGAGCAAGUCUGCAAUGUCGUCGUCGGCGAUUUCUCGGCUCUGUUGCUUCUCUUCCAUUAAGCCCCGUGCGCAGCUCCGUCCACAAUUCUUUCCACCGCAUUCUCUCCGGCCCAAGGUUUUUAUAUGUAUGAGUCAUGAUGGGCAUGGCACAGAUGUAUCCAGCAUAGAGGAUAGGGCUAGUCUAAGCUAUACAUCAGAAAAACCACUUUCAGCUCCAGUAGAAUCUGUAACUGGAAAAAGUUUGAGUGAGCCACUACAAGGACAAAAUGAGCUGGUGGAGGGAGAUAUUUCCUCUCAACCUAAAAGGGCUGCAAAAAUUCACGAUUUCUGUUUUGGGAUACCAUUCGGUGGUUUUGUUCUAAGCGGAGGACUACUUGGUUUUAUUUUCUCUAGGAAUCUUGCCAAUUUAGGUUAUGGUGUUUUGUAUGGAGGUGCUUUGCUAGCUCUGAGCAUUACUAGCUUGAAGGUGUGGAGACAAGGAAACUCUAGCUUGCCAUUUAUACUAGGCCAAGCAGUACUUGCUGGUUCCCUAUUAGUGAAGAAUGUGAUGACUUACUCAUUGGUAUUUCGAUACUCAAUAAAGUUUUUUAUGUGACUUUAUAAUGCUUUAUUUAAUUGGAA